GUUACCUUCUUCAGCGACUUGACGAUUCAUUUGAAAAAUGAUAUUUCUGGGGGCAAUUUUAUUGCAACUACUCUUCAUCACGGGAUCCUCAAAUGGGACACCUUUGGAAAAGAAAAUUCUUCAGUGUGAUGACUCAAAGUAUAUGGGAUCUUGGAUUGAAAAUUGGCAAGAUAUCGAUGCAAAAUGGUGUGUGCUGAAAUAUCGUGAAUUUACAGAUGAUGUUGAUUAUUCCUUUAAAUUGGAGGGAAGAGAAAAAAUUGUCUAUCUACAAAUUCUGGAUUCAUCAAUGAUCAACCUUCCGCGAUCACUUCUAUCACAUCUAGGGUUUGUGCGUGAAUUUACAGUGUCAAAUUCUUCUCUAAAGCAUGUGGAUCGAUUGAAUUUUAAAUUUGAAAGUCUUUACUUUGUGAAUUUUUCAAACAAUGCAAUUGAAUCGAUCAAUGACCAUGCUUUUGCUAAUUUUGAAGAUUUAAAAAUAAUAUCUCUGUCAAACAACAGAUUAACUCACUUGAAGGGUUUUCCUUUCCCAUUUUCGGAAAAGAAUCUUGAUUAUGACUUUUCACACAAUAAAAUUGAAAGUAUCGCUGAAAGUGUUUUUGGCGGGAAGGAUAUCAUACGAUUAAUCCUUACAAAUAAUUCCUUAGAAAGUGUAGAAGGAAUUUUUAAGAAAGUUGUAAGACUUGGAGAACUGAAUUUGAGUUACAAUAAGUUGAAAAAAUUCCAACCGACUGUCUCAUUGCGUACUUCCGCCUUUGAUUUAUCUUCCAAUUUCCUGGAAUCUGUAGAUUUCACGAAAAUCGAUGCAAGUACCAUUAAUACGCUAAAAGUAAAUGAUAAUUUAUUAACCAAAAUAUCUCUCGGAUCUUCAAUCACAAGUCUAACUUUGCUACAAUUGGAGAAAAACAAAUUUGGAGAUAAUUUGCAGGAUAUUUGCAAAUGUUCAAAGGUAAUGGAUUUAUCUCUAAAGGACAACCUUAUUCGCGAUAUAGGCUCCUGUUUUUCCGAAAUGAAAACCCUAAAUUCGCUAAAUUUGGCAAAAAAUCAAAUUGAAACCAUAAAACCCGAAAGUUUCCACAAGGAUAAUGCGAUCGAAACUCUUGAUUUGGCUUUCAAUCGUAUUGAAAGCUUCAAUAAGGACACAAUGAGCGUUUUUGGACAUUUAAAAGUUCUAAAUCUAACUGGAAAUCGUCUUCAGGACUUUUAUGAUUAUCCAAAGACAAUCAUGUACAAUUUAAAGGUUUUGGGACUAUCUCACAACAAUUUCAAAUGCUCAAGAUUCACAGCAUUGCAGGAUAAAUUCAGUCUUCUCCUCAAUUUCUUCAUUGAUAGAAGUGUACCUGUUAAUGGAAAGGACAUCACCAAAGAAGGUUGUUACGAUGAUAAAGAAAAAGUAUUGACAGCAAGGUAUUUAGAUGAUGCAAUCCUUGCUAUUCAAAACUCCGUCAGAGAUGAAUUGAAAAGGAUUUAUGAAAAAUUUGAAUCUCAAAUUAAAAAAGUUGAAAACUCAUGCUCAAACCCAAAAAGAAUUGUUCCUUAAAUUUUUAAUAUUCUAUUAAUUUCUGCCUAAAAUGAAGACUUGUAAUAAAAAUGUAAUUGCUUUCGCUUUAUACGUUGUAGAGAAAAUAAACAGGAUUUUUUUUAUUACUCCCACCCCUCCCUAAGGUAUAAACAGGAAUAAAAUAUAAAUAAAAAAAGAUAAAAUCAAAAUGUCGCUGAUUAUUAUCUAUUGUGGAGCAAAUCUGUGAUGGACUUCUUAAUUCAAGUGUUACAGGAAAUGCUUUAAAAAUAUUUUUACUAAUAAUUCAGUGUGAUUUUUUUUCUAUACCUACUACAAAAUGCAAAUAAAUUCUCUUUCACCUCUAAAAUUAAUUAUUUCCUUCACAAAAUAAUGAAUAAGAAUAUUUCCCUAAGUAGAAUUAACCCCUAAUAUGUCGUUUAAAUUUCUCAAACGAAGAAAUUCUCAAAGUAACGCCAUUCCAUGCAAUUUCUCUGCAUUAUUGAUUAUUAUUACAACAUCUUGGUGACACAUUUAUAUAUGUAGGUAUACAAUAUCUGCAUAACGAGCAUUUAGCUAUUGCUUUCACUUUCCACUCCUGUAAAGCUGCUGAUUUUUUUCUUCUUCCUCCUUGUUUAUCGUAUUUGUGAUUUUAUUUUUAAUUAAUACUAAAUCUGCCCCACAAAAUGUAUUAGAUUUAACAGACAAAAAAUGAGAGAGAGAGAAAGAUGAGAGUACAAAUAAAAAAAAACACCAUAAGCUAUAUGGAUGAUUUUUAAUUAAAUUAGACACACAACGAGCACACAGAGUGAGGUAGGGCGGAAAAAAAAGAGGAGCGAGAUUUGUUUGUAAAAUAUAAAAAUUCAAUUGGGAAACUGAUAUGUUGGGGUAUUGGCAAUAUGUUGAAAAAGAAUGAAAAAAAAAUAUGAGGAAGAGAAGAUUGUGUGCGAUGGAACAAAAAGAGCGGGUAUAUUUUUCGCUUGGCAAUAAAAAAUGUUUAUAUUUCGACCAAUUUCUUCUCACUUUGACUUUCCUGCCGCGGAAUGUCCGCGAUUUGUGCGUAUGGAGGGAUUUUUUUUACAUUCUUGUUUCUUCAAUAACUUUUCUAUAUUUCUACAAAAAUAUAAGCAAAAUUUUACUUUAUGGAGUUUUUGUUGUUGCCCAUGCUCUUCUACUUCUUGUGGUGCUUUAUUAUGUCAGCUGAUUCACGCAAUGUGCGUAUUUUGUUGGAUUUGUUGGGCACGAGAGAAGUUGUGGAGAGAAAUAUAAUAAAAAAUAAAAUAUAAAAAAUAAUAUAAGGAGUGUUCAAACAGAGUCCGUAUUGAGUGGUCACACGCCAUUUAUCUAAUUACACAUCAUUACCAUAUAAUAGAGGAGACUGGGGG
Molecule: messenger RNA, 2880 nt
Organism: Lutzomyia longipalpis
Lineage: Eukaryota; Metazoa; Arthropoda; Insecta; Diptera; Psychodidae
Product: leucine-rich repeat-containing G-protein coupled receptor 5-like
Exons: 2
Coding region: 38-1537 (499 amino acids)
Molecular function (GO): protein binding
Source: RefSeq, a predicted model, not a curated record